UGUCUUGCUGCGGAACAGUGGCAUCCACGUGAAUUGAUUCUCAAACUGGUAGAAAAAGGUGCACAUUUGGAGUUUCGCGAUUCGGAAACGCUCACUCCGUUACACCGGGCCGCCAUAGCCGGCAAUUUCGAGGCUAUCAAGGCGUUACUUGACUUGGGACAAAAUCCGAAUGUUCGAGACGCUCGUGAUUUAACACCUCUAUAUCAUGCGGUAUCUCAAGACGUGCCGACUCGAUGCAUCGUUCAGUUGCUCUACGAUCACGCUAUUCUGGGUGUGAUGGACGAUAAGAAUCGUCAGGAGAUCCAUCAGUGCGGAGUGAAACCCAUGCCGAACAUCAUCAACAGGCCUUAUGCCUAUGAAGAACCGAAUAUGCUAAUUCAAAAAGUGCCCAUCUAA
Messenger RNA from Echinostoma caproni, 396 nucleotides. The record is from the annotation of a GenBank genome assembly. NCBI's taxonomy places the organism in Eukaryota, Metazoa, Platyhelminthes, Trematoda, Plagiorchiida, Echinostomatidae.